Lactuca saligna is the source of this 492-nucleotide messenger RNA. Lineage: Eukaryota; Viridiplantae; Streptophyta; Magnoliopsida; Asterales; Asteraceae. The record is from the annotation of a GenBank genome assembly.
AUGAAAUCGGUUGAUAAUGUGGCUGGUGCUAUCAGGGAGGGUAAUGUAAUAUUUGAUAGAGCUUAUCCUCGGGAGUAUACAGGGGACGAAAUUUAUAGAGAAUUGGAGUUGGUGGGUUUGGAACCCCAUGAAUUACCGAGGGCUCUAAAUUUUUUGGCAGCAAAUCAAGCAAAAGCUAGGACAUUGUUCAGUUGUCCCCUUCAGAUACAAAUGGGUGUCCUCAAAGAUAUGAUGGGUGCACUAUCCGAGAGGACUGCAGUUGAAUAUGUAGAUUGGUUUUCUGCAUGUGUGUAUGAGGUUUUUCACGAACAAUAUUUGCACAAACCUACUCAACGUGAUAUUGAGAGAUUAUAUUUGGCUCAUGAAGAGCGGCAUGGAUUUUCGGGUAUGCUUGGCAGUCUAGAUUGUACGCAUCUUGCAUGCGGAAAAUGUCCAAAUGCAUGGCGUGGUCAGUUCACUCGAGGAGAUAUAGGUGAACCAAUUAUCGUCUAA